CCGAGAGUGUCAUAUAAAAGACGCUGUUGCGGUGGUCCGUCUAUUUCGUUGGCUGCACAAUGAAAUCGAUAGCGGGAAGAAUGUCACUGAGAUACAGGCCGCAAAACAAUUGCUUCACUAUAGAAGUCAAGAGAGCGGUUUCAUGGGGCCAUCAUUUGAAACGAUAUCAGCUGCUGGUGAAAAUGGUGCCAUCAUACAUUACACCCCUAGCGAAAAAGGUGAACAGAAACUGAUUAAAAAGGACCAUAUGUAUUUAUUGGACUCCGGCGGACAGUACUACGAUGGAACAACAGAUAUUACUCGCACACGCCAUAUGGGUGGCAACCCGACAAAAGAGCAAAAGAUUGCGUUUACAAGGGUGCUCAAGGGUCAGAUUAUGCUCGCUACCUCGCUGUUUCCCCAGGGAGUCAAGGGCAACGUCCUAGAUAGCUUCGCACGUCGCGCCCUCUGGGAUGUUGGCCUUGACUACGCACACGGCACGGGUCACGGCGUGGGACACAUGCUUAACGUGCACGAGGGGCCCGCGGGCGUGUCUUGGAGGCCUUAUCCACACGACCCCGGUCUUAAACCUGGACAGAUUCUUAGCAAUGAGCCGGGGUACUAUAAAGUCGGGGAAUUCGGCAUCCGACACGAGGAUCUGGUGGAGACGAUAGCCAUCACCAAGAAGUCGGACCACCCUAAGGCGGCAAAUCUGAUAGGCGACUUCGAUGGCCGCGGAGUUCUCGGAUUCAACACUAUCACACUUGUGCCUCAUCAAAAGGAGUGCAUUGAUGUUAGUCUCCUCGACAACUUUGAGCUGAACUACCUAAACAACUACCACAAGCGUGUCCUGGUGAUGGUGAGCACGGCGUUGAAAGCUCGCAACCUCACCGAGGACAUUGUAUGGCUGGUGGACCAGUGUAAACCGCUGUGCAGGAACAUGAGACGUGAAUGCCUCCCAGAUGCGUCACUUUGCACCGGCAGAAGCAGGACACUUCCGCACUGCCCAGCUCCUCCGCGUGCCAGCACUCCUCCACGCACCAGCACUUCUCCGCGUACCAGCACUCCUCCGCGUACCAGCACUUCUCCGCGUACCAGCACUCCGUAACUGUUCACCACGCCGUUGUUAUUUAUAUUAUUUUUUUUACACAAUUUGUAUUGUACCGAAAAGCU
Molecule: messenger RNA, 1152 nt
Organism: Hyposmocoma kahamanoa
Lineage: Eukaryota; Metazoa; Arthropoda; Insecta; Lepidoptera; Cosmopterigidae
Gene: ApepP
Product: xaa-Pro aminopeptidase ApepP-like
Exons: 8
Coding region: 143-1087 (314 amino acids)
Source: RefSeq, a predicted model, not a curated record